Messenger RNA from Lodderomyces pseudojiufengensis, 783 nucleotides. RefSeq lists its product as uncharacterized. NCBI's taxonomy places the organism in Eukaryota, Fungi, Ascomycota, Pichiomycetes, Serinales, Debaryomycetaceae. Gene Ontology annotation, biological process: mitochondrial respiratory chain complex I assembly; mitochondrial electron transport, NADH to ubiquinone. The transcript has a single exon. The record is from RefSeq and is a predicted model, not a curated record. Gene Ontology annotation, cellular component: mitochondrion. The coding region runs from base 1 to 783 and encodes 260 amino acids.
AUGAUGUCAAUGAAAACAUUAGGUUCAAAUAAUUUAAUAAAAUCAAUAUUUUCAAAACAAAAUGAAUUAACAAAAUCAGUUUCAACAAUUUUAGAUUUUAAAACAAAUCCAAAACAAUCAAUUGAUGAUAUAAUAAUAAGAUCAGAUAAAGAAAUUGGUGGAUUUUCAACUGUAAAUUUUACUUAUGAUGAAAAAGAAAAAUGUGGUCAUUUUUUUGGAAAUUUAUCAUUAGAUUUACCUAAAAAUAAUCCAACUAUUACAAGAUCAGGUUAUGCAAUGUUUAGAACUAAAGAUCAAUCACAAAGUUGGCUCAGUGGUGAUAAAUAUUGGGAUUGGACUAAUUUUUCAAGUUUAGUUAUGAGAGUUAAAGGUGAUAGAAGAAAAUAUUUAGUUAAUAUUCAAGCUAAUACUCCUUUAGUUACUGAUUUAUUUCAACAUAGAUUAUUUUUAAAUCAUCCUGGUCAAUGGGAAACUAUUGUUAUACCAUUAAAUGAUUUUGUAAUGACUAAUUGGGGUGUAAUACAAGAUGGUUCAGAAUUAAAUAAAUCUGAAGUUAAAACUGUUGGUAUUGGAUUAUUAGAUAAACAAUAUGGUCCUUUUAGUUUAAAAUUAGAUUGGUUAAAAGUUAUGACUGGUUCAGAAAUUUUAAAAAAUUCUGAAAUUUUACAUAAUGAAAAAUUAACUAUAUUAAAUGAUAAUUAUAAUAUUAUUAAUGAAAAUGAAAUUAAAAAUCAAGAUAGUGGUGCUUUAGGAACUGAACCAACUUAUUUUAAAAAGGAUUAA